AUGGCUGAUGCUUCCAUGCGAGACUAUGGCCUGGCUGCACCUCACGGGCCCAACUUCGGCGGCCAUGUCGCAACCGCAGAUGUCGGAGACAUGAACCCCAACGAGGAGUCCGUCUUCAAGUCGCUGCUGCAGCCCGACGACAUGUACGACGACAACGGCACCUACUGGGCCGACAUGCCCAUCCUGAAGCGCAUCAACUUCAUCCGUAAGGUUGACAACGCCGAGGCCAAGCAGGAGCUUAACUUUAUCGGCAACAUGAUCAAGGCCGACCCUCUCAGCCCUGUGAGCUUCUACUUCCGGAAUAUGGUUAUCCCGGGUAUGGGUCUUCUCCUCGAAGGGUGAGUUUCCCAUACAUCUCGCUGUGAGGCAACGCAUGAAGAAGCAACUCAUUGACAUUCUGAUAGAUACGUCCUGUUCUCCAUCGGUAACGUAAAGCCGCUCUUCGAAUCCGCAUUCCCGGCAUGUUGGAAGAGCAACAAGGUCUGCAACAAGACCUGGAUCCAAGCUGUCGACUACCUCGAAAUCUGUGGUAUCAUUGUUGGUCAAAUCGUCGUCGGUCUGCUGGGUGACUGGCUGGGUCGUCGAUGGGGUCUGAUUCAAGAUGCCGCCAUCAUGUUCCUCGGUCUUGUCAUGCUUACUGCCUCGUGGGGCACCACACUCAGUAAGUUUCAACCUUCCCGACCUGCCUCUCUGCGAAAUACUCAUUCAUCGCGACAGACGGCUGGGUCAUCUGCUACGUGUGGUCUCUGUUCUUCUACGGUAUCGGUGUCGGCGGAGAGUAAGUUCAUCACUUGACCCUGCAUUCAGUCUUCACGAUCUGACUCGUAAUCAUCUAGAUACCCCAUGACCGCCACCUCGGGAAUGGAAAACGCAGUCGGAGCCGGCAAGGUCUCGACCCGUGAAGAUCGUUUACACCGUGGCCGAAAGGUCACCUCUGCCUUCUUGAUGCAGGGUUGGGGACAGUUCUUCAAUCAGGUCAUCCUGAUUCUCCUGCUCCUCAUCUUCCACGGAGGAACCUCGUCGCCGCCAUACAACAAGACCCUUGUACAAUGGACCUACCGUGUCUCCUUCGCCAUCCCCGCCGUCGGAACCCUGUGGCUCGUCUACUACCGUACCUACAAGAUGCGCUCUGCCUCGAAGCAGCUCCAAGCCGCCAAGAAGAAGCAGAAGGUUACCGGAUACGAUGUCCAGUCUCUCAAGAUGACCUUCAGCCAUUUCGGCGGUCGUGUCAUCGCCACUGCUGGAGCCUGGUAUGCCAACGACAUCUUCUUCUACGGUAACAAGCUCUUCCAAGCCGAAUUCAUUUCCACGAUCACUGGCGGCAACAACAGCUCUGUCAUGGUCACCUGGCUGUGGAAUCUCCUGAACAUCGGUGUCUCGCUUGUCGGAUACUACCUCGCGUCUUUCCUGAUCGACCACAAGCUCUACGGACGAAAGUGGAUGCAGAUUGUCGGUCUGUUCGCCGUCUUCCUCUGCUUCGUCAUCCCGGCCUUCAACUACGAAUACUACGCCCAAGGCGCCGGUGUCAAGAAGUUCAUGGCCAUGUACUUCUUGUCUUCUUUCUUCAACCAAUUCGGACCCAACUCUGUCACCUUCUUGGUCGCCGCCGAGGUCUUCCCCACUCCCGUCCGUGCGUCUGCACACGGUUUCUCCGCCGCCUGGGGUAAGCUCGGUGCCCUGACCGCCGCUGUCCUCUACAACUACAUCGACAUCGAAACGCGCUUCCUCGUCGUGCCGUGGUUCGGUCUGGCCGGUGCGGUCCUCACCUUCCUCUUCCUCCCGGAUACCACCGGUCUGGAUCUCAAGGAACAGGAACGUCGCUGGGCCUUCAUCCGCGCCGGACGCGAGAAGGAAUACCACGGCAUCGCCAUCCACCCGCAGCACCUGUCGCUCUGGGAACGUCUCAUGGGCGUCAGCAAGCAGUACGACCCGGAGUUGGACUACAAGCAGCGCGUCGAGGAGAUGCGCGCGGACUGGGAACAGGCCAUGGCGCGUCGCGCCGAGGCCGAAAAGGGUGUCGACGAGGAGAUGGAGGAUGACUGGAGCGAUGAGGUUUCCACCUUCUUCGAGCGCACGCGCGGCGGCAAGAAGGGUGGUGUGGAUGCCGCUUUCAAGGCCGAGACGAACGGGUGGAAUGGGCCUGAUUCGAUCGAGGAGGAGAAGGAGAAGACACAUGCUUCGUAG
Molecule: messenger RNA, 2184 nt
Organism: Lecanosticta acicola
Lineage: Eukaryota; Fungi; Ascomycota; Dothideomycetes; Mycosphaerellales; Mycosphaerellaceae
Source: the annotation of a GenBank genome assembly